AUGUACAUCAACAGGUGGACCCAGCUCAUCAGCACUUUAGAUGCAGUACGUGCAGAUGAAACCAACAAAAUUUUAGCCCAAUCGGCGGCAAUAUUUGAAUUACUCGAAGAAAACAAAAGUACUAUUCAGCACCUCCUAUCAACGAUGAAUGCAGCGCCACGCAGUGAAACGAUAUUAACGCCAACAAUACCAGUGCUACAUUCGCGAUACACUCCACCAGUCAAAGAAUUCUCAGGUGACCUUAUCAAAUAG
Messenger RNA from Gongylonema pulchrum, 252 nucleotides. Lineage: Eukaryota; Metazoa; Nematoda; Chromadorea; Rhabditida; Gongylonematidae. The record is from the annotation of a GenBank genome assembly.